GCUUCGUGGCCUUUCACCGAACGCCUUGCGUACGUCCCAAUCCACUCGCACCCUCCUUGAAGAAAACGCAUUUGACAAUGAAGUCCGAACCGAUCAGCUCAAACCCGCGUUCGCAACAUUGAAGCUUAGAAGUGUCCGAGGGAAAAGAUCGUUUUUUUUUUCCCUUUGAAGGUCAGCAGAAGUCAAGAGGAGAGAGAGAGAGCUGGAGUGGGAGGAGGAGGAGGAGGAGAGAAGAAGUCAAGAAGGAAUCGUCCCACUUUCGCUUUUGAAGUUUCUUGGGCGCUCUUUGCUUUUUCAUGAAGUGGGUAUAUCUCGUGGCGGCUCGUGGUGGUGGGAUUCUUGGAUAAUUUAUGCUGCGGGGGUUAUUCUUUCUGUCUUGGGAAAUGGGGAGGCAACGAUCGCUCAAGAGCAAAGCUGCCCACUUCGUCUCCGAUCUCACCACCGUUCUUCUCAACCCCAUCUCCGACAAACCCUCCUCCAAGCCCUCCCCUCCGUCUCAGUCUCCCGACGAUGCAAGUGACUCUACAAAGAGCCAACUAGAUUCAAUCAGAGAAGAGGGUUCAGAAGAUUUAGUCAAUGGUCCCGAUACAUCGUCUUUCACAGCAUUUCUUUACUCUCUCUUGACAUCAUCUGAGCCUGGAGACGAUCCCAAUGUUGAAGGGAAAAAUGAUAAUGAGCAAGUGAACACUGAAGUGGUUGCUGCAUCAAAAGAAGCAUCUGACGUGCCUAGGAAGGAAAGUGUUGGCAAGAAAAGCUUGUUCUCUAAAGGGAAGCAGUCAUUGGGUAGAGCUUUUAACCAGGCAGCAAAGAUUGCUGGGUACCGGAAUCAGAACAGAAAUGCGAUAGUGACAUGAAAUAUAGCAGUAGAUGAAGUCAUGCUUCCUGGAGUUGAGAUGAGGCAUUUGCAGAAUGAGACAGAGCCUGUGGAUCUGACUGAUGUUCCAGAUUUGUCAGAACCUUCAUUGCUGCUUUCAGAGAAAACACGUAGUGUACUUUAUACAUCACUUCCUGCACUCGUUCAGGGGAGAAAAUGGAUGUUGCUGUACAGUACAUGGAGGCAUGGCAUAUCACUUUCCACUUUGUAUAGGAGAAGCAUGCUUUGGCCUGGUCUCAGCUUGCUGGUAAUUGGGGACCGUAAAGGUGCGGUAUUUGGCAGCUUAGUGGAGGCACCACUUAGACCAAACAAUAAGAGAAAAUAUCAGGGAACAAAUAGCACUUUUGUUUUCACAGACACACCUGGUCAUCCAGUUAUAUACCGCCCUACAGGGGCCAAUCGGUAUUACACUCUGUGCUCAUCUGACUUUUUAGCGAUUGGUGGGGGCGGCCACUUUGCAAUCUAUUUGGAUGGCGAUCUGUUGAAUGGAUCGAGCUCAGUCUCAGAAACAUAUGGGAAUCCUUGCCUUGCAGGUUCUCAAGACUUUGAAGUAAAGGAAGUUGAGCUGUGGGGCUUCGUAUAUGCUUCCAAGUAUGAAGAGACGCUUGCUCUUAGCCGAACGGAGUCCCCUGGCAUUUGCCGAUGGUAACCUUUUGAAUCAUGAGCUGAGCUUUCUGAUAACUAGUCACCUGAAGCACGGCGGUUGGGGUGCACGGAUAUACAUCCGAUUGUGUAUAUUUUCGCAAACGCUGGAUGAGGAAACACUUGCCUAGACCCAGUGCACCAUCGAAAGCAAUCACAAUGACCAAUCGCCCUAGGUCCCGUGUGGGUCUUUCUUCUUGUAAGGGUUGCGAUGAUCACAAAUCCGGUCCAUUUUGAGUGAAUGUUGUUUUGCACGUGCUAACCCUUGUUUCUAUCUGUUGUAUAGUCCUCUACAUGUUUUGCAUCCUACCUUGUAUAUAGCAGGAGUGCGCGCCAAAACUCAGAGUCAGGCAUCACAUUUUUCUUUGGUCUUAUAUAUGUAAAUAUAUGGUUCCUCCUCUCUUCCUUUUUUUA
Molecule: messenger RNA, 1930 nt
Organism: Eucalyptus grandis
Lineage: Eukaryota; Viridiplantae; Streptophyta; Magnoliopsida; Myrtales; Myrtaceae
Product: oxidation resistance protein 1
Source: RefSeq, a predicted model, not a curated record